AUGUCCACCUCUCGCACCCGAAAGGCUGCUGCGCCUGCAGCAGCAAAGAACAAAGCUCGGCCCACCAAAGCCGCCAAAAAGGCACCUGUCCAAGAAAGAGAAGAAUCAGAAGAACACAUCAUCGAGGUCGAAGCCAAGCCUGAAGAAAUAUCUGAGCCCGAACCAGCGAAGAAGACCACCAAACGCAAGGCAGAGGAUGAUCUCGAGGUUGAGCCCAAGGUCAACGGCGUCAAACGUGCCAAAUCACGAACAACCACUCCAGCUCCACAGCCUGCAAAGGCCAAAACCAAAGCUCCAGCUACCAAGGCAACCAAAGCCACUGCUGUGAAGGCUACCAAGGCCACUGCUGCAGAGACUACCGAAGCAGCGGUAGCCAAACCAACAAAAGCCACCAUAACAAAGACCAAGGCCAAAACUGAAAUCAAUCAUGCCCCUACCGACAAGUUGAACGUCUACGUCUUCGGAGAAGGUUCCUCAGGUGAGCUGGGCUUGGGCAGUGCGAAGGGACAAACCGAAGUCAAGCGUCCACGUUACAAUCCCAACCUCAGCCCUGAAGAUGCUGGUGUCGUGUAUCUUUCAGUCGGUGGAAUGCACACUGCUGCUCUCACUCACGACAACAAGAUUCUGACAUGGGGUGUCAAUGACCAGGGUGCUCUUGGACGUGAUACAGCCUGGGAUGGUGGUCUUCGAGACCUUGCCGACGAUGCUAGUGACAGCGAUUCGGAUAGUGGCUCUGAUACUGCUAUCAACCCCAAGGAAUCCACCCCCGCAGAGGUCGAUCUCUCUGGCCUUCCCGAAGGCAUUACAUUUACCCAGGUUGUUACAACUGACAGUGCGACAUUCGUCCUCACCACUGAAGGAGAAGUCUAUGGUUGGGGCACAUUCCGUUCCAAUGAAGGCAUCUUCGGAUUCGACAACACCACCUUGAUUCAACUACGUCCCAAACUGAUCAAAGGCCUCAAGAAGAUCGUCAAGCUUGCUGCAGGUGCCAACCAUGUUCUAGCUCUUCAAAGCAAUGGUGUGGUCUAUGGAUGGGGCUCAGGCCAGCAGAAUCAGCUUGGACGCAGGAUCUUGGAAAGGCGAGCCACCAACAGCCUGGUGCCUAUGCCAGUUGGCUUGCCCAAGAAGAUUAUCAAUCUUGGUGCGGGUGCCUACAACUCUUUUGCCAUUCGUGAGAAUGGUGAUGUCUACUCAUGGGGUCUCAACAACUUUGGUCAAACCGGAAUUCCCAAGGAGUUUGACGAGACUGGUGCCAGCAAAGGUGCUGACGUUCAUCAUCCCAUUAUUAUCGAGGCAUUGCGCGGCACGGGCAAGGUUACCUGUAUUCAAGGAGGAGCACAUCACACUGUUGCUUGCACCGACAAAGGAGAGCUGCUUGUUUGGGGACGACUUGACGGCUAUCAACUUGGAGUGAAGAUAUCUGAUUUGCCACAAGAUGAGGUUGUUCGUGAUUCUGCUGGCCAUCCACGUAUCCUCACCGUCCCAACCCAAAUCCCCAACAUCAAUGCCAUCCAUGUUGCAGCGGGCUCUGACCACUGUGUGGCUAUCGACAAGAAUGGCAAGGCCUAUUCGUGGGGUUUCAGUACCACUUUCCAGACAGGACUCGGCACUGACGAUGAUGUCGAACUCGCAACCAUGAUCGACAACACGGCAGUCAGGGACAAGAAGCUGGUUUGGGCUGGAGCUGGUGGUCAAUUCAGUGUCAUCGCUGGCCUGGCUGACCACCCCAUGGUCAAUGGUAUCAAUGGACAUGCUUGA
Molecule: messenger RNA, 1758 nt
Organism: Exophiala aquamarina CBS 119918
Lineage: Eukaryota; Fungi; Ascomycota; Eurotiomycetes; Chaetothyriales; Herpotrichiellaceae
Exons: 1
Coding region: 1-1758 (585 amino acids)
Cellular component (GO): cytoplasm
Molecular function (GO): guanyl-nucleotide exchange factor activity
Source: RefSeq, a predicted model, not a curated record